AUGGCUCCCGCCGCCGUGCAGCCGCCCGAGAUCCAGUUCGCUCAGCGGCUGGCCGCCAACGAGAAGCGCAUCCGGGACCGCGCCGUGAAGAAGCUGCGGGGGUACAUCAGCGUCCGGACCCAGCGCCCGGCCGGUGGCUUCAGCCAGGAAGAACUGCUAAAAAUAUGGAAGGGCCUGUUCUAUUGUAUGUGGAUGCAGGAUAAACCUCUGCUACAGGAGGAACUUGCAGGCAAUAUCUCACAGCUUAUCCAUGUGAUUCAGAAUACAGAGGCUCGACACCUGUUCAUUCAGACAUUUUGGCAAACUAUGAACCGUGAAUGGAAUGGGAUAGACAAUCUGCGUCUUGAUAAGUACUAUAUGCUAAUGCGUAUGAUUUUGAGGCAAUCCUUUGAAGUGCUGAAAAGAAAUGAAUGGGAUGAAAGUCUAAUUGAACUAUUCCUGCAGCUACUAAUGAAAGAAGUUAUGGACCCAGACAGCAACGCUCCCAUUGGGAUAAAGUUACAUUUCAUUGAUAUCUAUCUGGAUGAAUUGGCUAAAGUUGGUGCAAAGGAGCUUACAGCAGACCAGAAUCUCAAGUUCAUUGAACCUUUCUGCAAAAUUGCUGCCAAAUCAAAGGAUCGCUGUGUGAUGCAUGCUGUAGCCACUGGUAUCUUUGAGAUCAUUGUGGAUCAGUCCCCCUACGCCAUCGAGGACCUAAUGAAAGAACUGGGUAGCAACAGUGAUGAGGAGGAUGUGUCUGAAGAAGACAAACAGGAAAAUGAAGAGGUGCUGAAAACCAAAGCAGACAGAUGUUUGUCAAGCAAAUCAGUGCAGAGCUCUGAAAAAACAGAGGAUGUUUAUGAAAAUGCUGAUGACAGUAUCGGGACUGUUCUUCAGUUUGAUUAUAAGGCUGUUGCUGACAAACUCUUUGAAUUGGCGAGCAAGAAAAAUACGCCUUCCCUUAACAGAAAGCGUCUGUACAAGCUGGUCAAAAAGUUCCAGGACUUAGCAGAAGGAAUCUUCCCCCAAGAUUUUCCCGAAGACGUUUCUACAGAUGAAGAUGAUGAUGAAUUCAGCAGGGGAAGGCGAAAGAAAAAAGCUAUCAAGUCUUGGGAGAAAAACAAGUUGGAAAAAGUAAAAGAGGAUGAACAAGAGAUGUCAAGUGCAAAGGAGGCAUCAGUUCCCCAGAAGAAGAGGAAAAAAAGGAAGAAGAGGGAGAGCCCAAGUGCUGAUUCUGGAACAGCUGAUGGAAAAUGUGAGGAGGGAAUAGCUGAAACAUCUGGAUCUAAUGUUUUUAGCCAGGGAAAGGUGCCAGAAAAUAACAAGGAAAGGAAGAAAAAGAAAUUGCUAGUAAAUGAGGCAAAUGAGACCACAAAUGUAGCAACUGACACUAGAGAAAAUCAGAGUAUGUCUGCGCAGAACAGUCCGACUGAUGCAGAACAGAGUAAAAAGAGUCAGUUGAAGAAAAUGAAUCCAAAAGUGCAAAAUGUUUCUGUAAAACCAGCGUGUCAGAAUGGACCAGCUAAUGCCAGUGAGGCAGAGGAUGUCAGCCCAUCUGUCACACCAUUAACUCCUAAGGUUGUGAAAAAGAAACAGAAAGCAGGGGCUGUCUUGGUGAAUGGGGAUACCCUUUUGCAGCAAACUGACAUGAAAUCCAACAAGGAGGGCUUGCUGGGGACCCUGUCAGGAGAUGCAGACUCUGAAUUUGUGCCCUCCAGAAAGGUCAAAUUGAAGACAAAGACAAAGCUAGUUGGUUUGGAAGGGAUGAAAGUCCCCAGCCAGAAAGCAGCAACCUUGAAAAAGAAGAGAAAAGUAAAAGAGGUGCUAAACUCUGCUGAAGCCAAUGGAGUUCUGGAGACUGCAUGCAAGAAAAGCAGGAAGGGGGAAAGCAAUGCUGCUCUAUCAUCAUUAAAGAAAAAGAAAGCAAAACCAGGAAGUGAUUUUGUAAAAUUUGAAAAAUCAACCUUACCAAAGCCAGUAUUCUUCAGGAAAGCCAGAAGCACCAUCUCUUCCACCAGGGCAUCCAUGCAGCUGAACAAGCUGCAGUCAUCCAGCUCCAAAAAAGUCACGUUUGGCUUGAAUAAAAACAUGACUGCUGAAUUUAAAAAGACUGACAAAAGUAUAUUAGUGAGCCCAGAAGGACCCUCCCGUGUGGCUUUCAAUCCUGAACAGAAACCCCGUCAUGGAGUGCUUAAGUCACCCACAGGUACCCCAGCAGGAGAGCCUCACAUGAAGAAACCAUUUGCUAUAUCAGCUAAGAAGAGACCAACUGCUGUGGACUUCUUGUAAACCAACAGAUGUGGCCUACUUUUGUACAGGACAUUUUGCUAACCUAGAAUGUUCUCUGGAGGUAUUUUGAACUUCCUUAUUUUUUUAAGUUAAUACGAAUUGUAUAUACAAAAUUCUGAUUAUGACCUGGGACAUCGCUAUUUUGACACCACUUCAGCUGUAUCUUGAAAUACUUGUUUUGUCUAUUUACAGAAAAGAAACAAAAUCCAGUCUCUGCUCAGGUUUGGUCUACAAAAAGUAUGGUCUUUGCCCAUGUCAUUCCCGAGAGACUUGUUCAUUUAGUUAAGGAGUGUUCAGGGUUUGAUUGUUCCGGUAACUUUUUUGAGUCAGUUUAAGAAAACUUGCACUUCAUGCUAUUAAACUGUCUUUCACUGGAUAGGGCUUAAAAUGGAAAAAGACAGUGUAGAUUUUAAACCUACUAGUUGCUCAUGUAUUUUAAAAUUUUAUUACAUCCUUUUUCCUGUGUCACCCUUGGCAUCCUGUUAAUUCUUCUGGAAAUAAUGAUUACCUCAUGUCUCUGUUCAAUAACAGCCGGACCUGGGUAGCUUUAUAGAUAGUAAGCAAGCUUUCCCUGGGAUAAGAAAUGCCUAGCUGCUCAAGUGGUCACUGUUGCAAAUAAACCUUCACAGCUGGCUGCCUGCUGAGUUGGAACAGUCACCACAUUAUUUUCAGUAACACAAGUGCCAAAGCUGGCUUAUGCUUGUCAUAUUGUAAGCUGGCUGCUUCUCUUUACUGUAACUGAAAUAAUGCUCUUGCACAGGAGAAAUCUUUGAUAUUUCCAGGUCUCCCCGUUCACCCCCCACUGCUGUCUUUCCUGAAGGUCUGACAAGACUCCUAGUUUUCUUCUUUAGCAGCUGGUGUCACCACAUUUUACCAGAACUCGGAUCUCAUUAAGUGAAUGAACCUCUGAUUGUCCUAAAGUGAGCUAGAUCGGUGUAGUGCAUCUUUGGUUAGGACACACAUCUCUCUGUAGAAGCUUUGGUGCCUCUCAAUACAGGGUAAAACUUUACAGCUCAGAAAGCUUGGUUUUGAUUUUGAUGUAGAACCAGAAGAAUUCUUUCUGCAGCAUUUCCUUGCGUUGGUUUUAUUUGGAUAUUUUAUUACUACUGUGCAUGUUUUGUUUUUUCUUUGCUUCUUUGGUAAAGAAUGAGGUGUACUUCUGUGAGAGACCAUUAAUGUAUUCUGAGGGGGAACUAUGAGGAAGGGGAGAGCAAAUGAAAAUAAAAACUUUUUUGAUACGGUUGAAGGAUUUGAAAUCUUUCUUUCGAAGUUUUGCUUAUACGAAUGAGGCAAAGGCUUUGCAGUGGAUCUCUAUGUUAGAGCUCAGCUUCAAAGCACAACCUGAUGCCAAAGCAAAGCUAUUCCUGAAGCUUCCCACCAGUUACUUCUGUGAUCCUGUAAGAGAGAGGGUAGGCCUGCUUCAUUACCUUGUCUUGUGGUAACUGGUAAACAUUUGGCUACUUCAGCCAGCAAAGUUAAAUUUUGUGACAUAAUAUAUUUGCAUACUUCAAUACUACUUUUUACCAGUCUUUGAUGCUGACUGUCCUCUGCCACAUCACUCCCUGUAAGCAACUGGAUUGAAACUGCUCCUUCAUAGCUCAUCUAGAAUUUCUUCAAUAUACUUGUGCACUUGUAGAUUGCUGGUUGGUCUCAGUUGCUCAGUUCUAAUCUGUGCCAGUUCUUGCACUAAGUUUGUGACAGCACAUGGUUUGUGGUACUGCCAGAAAGUCAUUUUGCUCUUGUCUUUUCUCAUUUAAUUUGGUUUUGGUUUAGUUUGUAUUGGUUUGACUGAUCAGUAAAGAAAUCUGGAGAAUACAUCUGAUAGAAUUAAUAAUACUUGCUGUUUCAGCAAUUGUUGUUCAUUUUUUUUUUUUAAAAUCUCAUUGUAUAUUAGCAUAAUGCAUUUUUUUGACAAGACGAUGGUAAGUAGGAUUUAACAAAGACUGUUCAAUAUGUUGUACUGUUUAUCUUGUACUGUGGGUGAGAAGUCUUUUGUGGAAUAUGCAUAAAAGCAUUUGUAUGUGCAUGGUUGUUAAUGCAUUAUGUUGAAGAUGCCAUAUUCCUCCAAGGAUAUAGAUGCAAACAAUCAGUAGGUGGAUCUGGUGCACACAGAAAAAUCCAGGAUCAGGACACAUUGGGGUUUGGUUUUGUUUGGUUUUGUUUUUAAUACAUACAGCCUGUAUGGAAAUGUAUUUAAAUGGUUGUCUGGAUCUUUUUCUGUUGGUUGUGGAUCCAUUGAACCUGUUGCUUGUCCAAAUACUUUGUUGCCCACAGUGCUAAAUGGAGAGGGCAGAAAUGGCAGUCAGCUUUUUAUCUAAAAUUUUAGUGAUGUGAUUGCUUGUUGAGAUUCAUGCAUAAACCAUCUGUGCCAUGAAACUGGUGGAAUGUUUUGUAAAUAUACGUUUGUGGUGUGUAUUGUCUUCAGUGGUGUCUGGAAUUUCAUUCAGGAGAACUUCACAAACAAAAACCAAGCACUGUCAAUGCAGUUUAAUUGACAUUGCUGGGUCAAAUUGAAUACGUUACCCAAAAUAUUUGGAUAGUGAAAAUUCCAAUAAACAUUGAAGACAAAAAAAAAAAGGAGAAAUAAAUGUAACAUCUGGUAUAUCCACUGCACAGACAUGAUAGUACUGUAAGGAGAGAUGUAUCUAUAGGAAAAGAGAAAAUUGAUCUGACCUGUUUGAUGUCGCUUCAUAGGUUUUUCCAUAGUGUUAUUUUGACUCUGCAGCUGCCAAUCAUGCUCUGAGUCAAAGUAAGUUAAUGUGGCAUACCUUUUAAAGGACAGUAUUUUGUAAUGAUUGUCUCUACAUUUUUGUUACGAAUCUCAUCAACUUUGUACUUCUCAAGCUCUAAUAGUUUAUAAUUCUUUAUAGCUUCAAGAGAACCUAAAAGCACAAAAUUAAUUCAGCAAGGCAAAAAGUUGAAAUUAAAUUAUUGGGUAUGCAAGAUCUUUUAUAGUCUGUCAAAGCUGUGUGACUUCAAAAGCAUCAAACACCCUUUUUGUCAUUUAUUUCCUGUGCUUAGACUUAAUUACAGGCAGAAAAAAAAAAAUCCAUGUGUCAUUUUAUGUACCUCUGCAACAGCAUUGUUAAUAUAAAUACAGUGUCUAAGCAUUACAUCAUUUACUCUAGUCCAAUAAACCAUCUGUAUU
Messenger RNA from Gymnogyps californianus (California condor), 5416 nucleotides. It is a transcript of the gene RRP1B, whose product is annotated as ribosomal RNA processing 1B. Gene Ontology annotation, cellular component: nucleus; preribosome, small subunit precursor; preribosome, large subunit precursor. Lineage: Eukaryota; Metazoa; Chordata; Aves; Accipitriformes; Cathartidae. The transcript has 16 exons. Bases 1 to 2268 code for a protein of 755 amino acids. Gene Ontology annotation, biological process: rRNA processing. The record is from RefSeq and is a predicted model, not a curated record.